UAAGAUCUAUCUUCAUUUUCUUAUUUCGAUGAUCACUACAUGAUGUGAUAUGUAACAACAUCCCAUCAUUCGGAUCUAAGUCUCUAAGAAGCAACAUUCUUUCGUAGGUUACCUACUAGCCCCGAAAUGCCGUACUUUCUAUGGACUUUCGCAGCAAAAGAUGGAAUAGUUUGAGAUUAUUCUACCGGAUCAUCUAGAAAUGCAAUGUAAGGGAGGAGAAGAUUGAAUUUAUCUCUUCUGCGACGUUCGCCAAGCUUAAUCAAUUGUCAAUUGUUCAUCAACGUUGGCCAAAUAAAUCAUCAAAAAAAUAUCAGGUUUUCUUGAAAUUGUAGAGGGAAGAAGAAGAACAAAAGAUGGGUUGCACUUCAAUGAGCAUAUCAACAUCUCAAAUUGCAGCAGCAAAAAAAGAUAUUUGUAAAGAGCACAACAACAAUGGUAAUUUGUGUCGAUCGCAUUCCAACAUGGAAUUAUGUCAACGUGCAAGUUUACGGAGAUCACAUUCCGAUCCGCAACUUCGGUGUUCGAUUCGUGCAACAUCAACAGAGUCGAAAUUGAGAACUAGCAAGUCAUCAGUGGGUAUAUUUCAUCAAUUCCAAAUUUCAAGUUCGUUGCUACCAAAUAAGGUACGGUCGCUUUUGUUCGAAACGGAAAAAAUGAAACUAGUUGAGCAUCAUGAGAGGGAGGAAGUGGAGGAACAUGAACAUCAUUACGAGGAGGAAAAAGAGAGGGAGCAGGAGAAGAGAGCUAAUUGGGUGGAAAGACUUUUAGAGCUUAGAAGCCAGUGGAAGAAUCGACAACCGUAUGAUCAAACAAUCGAAGAAGAGGAGGAUGAUUAUGACCAUGUAGGAGGUUGCGAGGCCAAUUAUGAUUCCGAAUUUGAGGAAGAAGAAGUGAGUUUUGAUAGAGAAACUUUCUCCAAGUUGUUGACAAGAGUUCCAUUGUCUGACACGAAACUGUAUUCUCAGCUGGCUUUUCUCUGCAACAUGGCAUAUGCGAUACCUGAAAUCAAGGCUCAAGACUUGAGGAAAUAUUACAACUUACAUUUUGUGACAUCUUCCUUGGAGAAGAAAGCUGAAGCUGCACUGAAAGUGAAGCUCGAUCAAGGCUCCACAAUGAGUGACAUACCCAUCUCCGCUUCUUUAAUUGAUGAACAAGUACUGGCGUAUUAUGAACAGCCCAAGCGUCUUGCCCGACCAUCUGUAGCUUAUAACAUUGCUGCAUCAGCAGCAACUUACGUUCAUUCUCGUGCAAAGGGUCUGCUUUCGUUGGGAUACAGUCCUCCCUCUAUGGACGAGGAUGCGGAGGUAGAGAGACAGAUUAAGAUGCGAGAGGAAUAUGGCGGUGAGUGCUCACCUCGAGUAUACAAGAAACCUGAGGUUGCAGCUUAUGUUGCAGCUUCAACGAUGACCACCAUGGUGGCUGCUGAGGAAAAUGUAAAGCAGGAAGCAGCUAAGGAACUCCAGUCAUUACAUUCCUCACCUUGUGAAUGGUUCAUUUGUGAUGAUCCAAGCACGUUUACUCGUUGCUUCAUCAUUCAGGGUUCAGACUCGCUGGCAUCUUGGCAGGCAAACCUCUUUUUUGAACCCACCAAAUUUGAGGGGACAGACGUUUUAGUUCACAGAGGCAUUUAUGAAGCAGCAAAGGGUAUAUAUGAGCAAUUCAUGCCAGAAAUCUUAAACCACUUGAGAACAUAUGGAGAUCUCGCGAAAAUUAGAUUCAUUGGUCAUUCCCUUGGAGGAAGCCUAUCACUCCUGGUCAACCUAAUGCUUUUAUCCAGAGGGGUACUGGAAUCAUCAACUCUACUACCAGUUGUCACCUUUGGCUCUCCAUCUGUAUUCUGCGGAGGUCACCGUGUCCUCGAAGAAUUGGGAUUGGAUGAGAAUCAUGUUCAUUCUGUUAUGAUGCACAGAGAUAUUGUGCCAAGAGCCUUCUCUUGCAACUACCCUAACCAUGUGGCACAAGUACUAAAGCGUCUCAAUGGAACCUUCCGUUCCCAUCCUUGCCUCAAUAAAAAUAAAAUGUUGUAUACUCCGUUGGGUCAGUUAUUCAUUCUACAACCAGAUGAGAAACUAUCUCCCUCACACCCUCUACUGCCACCUGGGGGAGCCUUAUAUGCCUUGGACAAGACUCAAUGUGGUUCACAUUUGGGCAUAAAAAGUGCCUUAAAAGCUUUUCUCAAUUCUCCUCAUCCAUUAGAGACUUUGAGUGAUCCUACAGCUUACGGUUCAGAAGGAACAAUUCUAAGAGAUCACGACUCGAGCAAUUACAUGAAGGCUAUGAAUGGUGUUCUCCGCCAACGAACGAAGCUUGUGGUAAGAAAGUCCAGGAAGGAGAGACUACACUAUUUGUGGCCACUUCUGACAACUUCACAAUCAUGGAGACAUCAACAACAUUUGGAGAGUCCUGAUUUGAUCACUAAAGAAGUUAUUAGUGGGGCAUGAAGAGUCAAGAUAUAUGUAAAAAAAAAUCUUCUAAUGUCCUGUAAAGGGUUGUUGUUGAGACAUUUCUAUGAUGGGUUGGAACCACUUGGUUCUCUACUUCUAGAUUUCAUGUACAUGUGUCUCAUAACUUCUCAUCAUGUGUCAUCUGGUUCUCUUGUUAAUAUUACUUUUCAGAGAAAAAAAAAAGAUUUA
Messenger RNA from Papaver somniferum (opium poppy), 2633 nucleotides. RefSeq names its product phospholipase A1 PLIP1, chloroplastic-like. Gene Ontology annotation, molecular function: glycerophospholipid phospholipase A1 activity. The coding region runs from base 354 to 2441 and encodes 695 amino acids. The record is from RefSeq and is a predicted model, not a curated record. The transcript is spliced from 6 exons. Gene Ontology annotation, biological process: lipid metabolic process. NCBI's taxonomy places the organism in Eukaryota, Viridiplantae, Streptophyta, Magnoliopsida, Ranunculales, Papaveraceae.